Messenger RNA from Fonsecaea pedrosoi CBS 271.37, 1482 nucleotides. RefSeq lists its product as uncharacterized. The record is from RefSeq and is a predicted model, not a curated record. Bases 1 to 1482 code for a protein of 493 amino acids. Lineage: Eukaryota; Fungi; Ascomycota; Eurotiomycetes; Chaetothyriales; Herpotrichiellaceae. The transcript has a single exon.
AUGGAAAUCAUGAGAGAUCAAUAUGAUUUCGAUGCGACAAAGACCAUGUACACGAAAAGAUUCCACGCUUGGGAAGUCAGGAAGAACAUGACCCAAGAGCAGAAACUGAGCACCUAUGCUCAUUACCGACACCAUGGUGGCGUCACUGACGACAAAGUUACCAUCAAAGGAAAACCCGCAUCCAUGUCCCGGAUUCUACGCCCAGUUCAACAAAAAGGCCAGAAAAUGACUAUGGUCGCCCAGGAAUUGCCAAAUGCCAUGGUAAAUGCUGCUUCUUGGGAUCUCCAGGGACCAGAUAUGUCUUCGACUUUUGAAAACCAAGUCCCUAGCCAGAAACAUGACCCUCACCAGACGAUCGCAGCUCGGACCAUCCAGGGCAUCGGUACUUUUCAAAAACAGAUAUUGCAGGAGAGUCCGGAGAGCAGCAUUGCCGAGCUGAUUCUACGCCACAUCAACUACUAUUACCGGCGGUACUCGGAUAACCCACGGGCGGUUUUUCAUCAUACCCAGAGCCUAGGACAAGUUUUCGGUGUCAUCGACGAGGGACUGAAUCUUCUUGUCGAUGGGGGAUCGGGCGCCUACACCAAGUUUCAUGAUGCUUGUGGCGGAGCUGCAGCGUUGUUCAGGCAUCAGCCUCUCCAGAUCACCGUACAAUUCAGUGCAUGCUUCUCUCUGCACAAAUGGUCCUCCUACCCAGAAUUUCGAGGGGCACUUAUGCGCUACCUCACAGGAAUGGCUAACGAAGUCCUUGGACCCGAUCAUUAUCUGCCCAAGAUACUUAAGCUUAUGCUCCGUGAGCACACAUCUGUGAGCCUCGGCUCUCAAGUCGUCCGCCUUACUGCGGAUACUACACUCUCGAGAUUCCGAAACUCGAGCACCGACUUGUUGGACUGCAUGUCGUAUUUAAGUUUGCUCGUCAGCAGAAUGCACCGCGAUACGGGCGAAGAAUCGACUCUCCUAAGUAAGUUAAGCCAGGAUGUACUCAUCACGAAUCUUCUUGACGGAGCCGCCACCAGGGAUGAAUUCUUGGUGUACAAACUUGGCAACCUGAGACUUUCGCAGAAUCGCCUUGAUGAAGCCGAGGAGUUAUUGACCGAGGCGAUAACACUCGCCGGUGAGAGCCCAGACGCCGGUGGAGCGAGUACCUCCAAGCUCCGCAUGUUGGCAUUCAACGGCAUGGGGGUUCUCUUCGGGAGAAGAGGAGAUCUGACCAGACGGACCGAGCACUACCGAUUGCCGCUGGAAUGGAGCACUAAUGUUGUCCCAAAGGAAGCCUUGAGCAAAGGGGAUCAGCCUCGACGCGUGCAGUGGUUAGAAGACGUGGUGAGAUAUCAUACUUCGACGGGACACGUGCUGGAGGUGCAAAGUCUACGCGAGCAAUAUCACGAUCUCUGGCCUGAGCUUGGUCGAAUCAAGUACGGAAGGCUGGGCCGGUCGGGUGCUGGUGUCGGUGCCCGAACUUGGCAAUAUCUCUCACGAUGA